ACUGCUGCUGUCGCGCAGGAGGAAGAGGAUGGCGGGGCCGCGGCCCAGCCCAUGGACCAGGCUGCUGCUGGCAGCCCUGCUGAGCGUCAGCGUCCCCGGGGACAUGGGUGAGUCCCGCCCGCCCCUGCGGCACCCCUCUUGUGGGGGCUGCGGAGCCGGGAGCCUUGUGAGAGGACGGGCGGGGCGCAGGCGGGUCCUCGCCCCUGACCCUCUCCCUCCCCCUGUGCCCAGGCUGAAGGAGCCCUGGCCCAACAGCGACGCCCCCUUCUCCUUCAAGAACGUCAUCAGCCUGACCGACGACGUGGCCGAGUUCCGGAGGAAGCUGCAGCAAGAGCGCAUCUCUGGCAACCUGGACGCCCCGGAAGGCGGCUUCGACGCCAUCCUGCAGACGGCCGUGUGCACGAGGGACAUCGGCUGGCGCCCUGACAGCACCCACCUGCUGGUGUUCUCCACCGAGUCCGCCUUCCACUAUGAGGCCGACGGUGCCAACGUGCUGGCUGGCAUCUUGAAGCGAAAUGACGAGGAGUGCCACCUGGACGCCACAGGCACCUACACCCAGUACAAGACACAGGACUACCCGUCUGUGCCCACCCUGGUGCGCCUGCUGGCCAAACACAACAUUAUCCCCAUCUUCGCCGUCACCAACUACUCCUACAGCUACUACGAGAAGCUGCACAAGUACUUCCCCGUGUCCUCGCUGGGCGUGCUGCAGGAAGACUCGUCCAACAUCGUGGAGCUGCUGCAGGAGGCCUUCAACCGCAUUCACUCCAACCUGGACAUCCGGGCCCUGGACAGCCCCCGCGGCCUGCGGACAGAGGUCACCUCCAAGAUGUUCCAGAAGACGGAGACGGGGUCCUUUCACAUCCGGCGAGGAGAAGUGGUACGUUUUCACGGGGCCCCGGGGCGGGAGGCGGGCACAGCCCCUGCGAGGGGGUCAGCCUCUCAGCUCCCCCAGGCCCUCCCCGGCGGGUGGGCCACCAGGACUGCAGGUGUGAAUGGGCUCUCCCGCCUCCUCUCUGCAGACCGGGGACGCUGCUCCAUGGGCCGGUGUGAGUGCGAGCCCGGCUGGACAGGCUUGAGCUGUGACUGCCCUCUCAGCAAUGCCACCUGCAUCGACAGCAAUGGGGGCGUCUGCAAUGGGCGUGGCCACUGCGAGUGUGGCCGGUGCCACUGCAACCAGCAGUCCCUCUACACAGACACCACCUGCGAGAUCAACUACUCGGCGGUCCGUCUGGGCCUCUGCGAGGACCUGCGCUCCUGCGUGCAGUGCCAGGCCUGGGGCACGGGCGAGAAGAAGGGGCGCACGUGCGAGGAGUGCAGCUUCAAGGUCAAGAUGGUGGAUGAGCUUAAGAACAGUAAGGAGCAGGGGCCGAGGAUCGGGGGUGCCGAGAGCCCAGGCCGGGGCAUUCAGUGGGGUACGAGGUGUCACUUAUCUGGACAGGGGUACAGAGCUGGGCAGAGGCCUCCUAAUCUAAACGGAGGCUGCGCAGCCCUAGCCGGUUUGGCUCAGUGGAUAGAGCGUCCGCCUGUGGACUUGAAGGGUCCCAGGUUCGAUUCCGGUCAAGGGCACAUGCCCUGGUUGCGAGCUCGAUCCCCAGUGGGGGGCUUGCAGACCUGGGAGGGCGGCCCCGGCUUUGCCACCCACGCUGCCGCACCAACCCCCACGGAGCUGGUGCCCUACGGGCUGUCCCUGCGCCUCGCCCGCCUCUGCACCGAGAACCUGCUGAAGCCGGACACGCGGGAAUGUGACCAGCUGCGCCAGGAGGUGGAGGAGAACCUGAACGAGGUGUACAGACAGAUCGCAGGCUCGCACAAGCUCCAGCAGACCAAGUUCCGGCAGCAGCCCAACGCCGGGAAAAAGCAGGACCACACCAUUGUGGACACGGUGCUGAUGGCUCCCCGCUCGGCCAAGCAGGCCCUGCUGAAGCUGACGGAGAAGCAGGUGGCCCAGCGGGCCUUCCACGAGCUCAAGGUGGCCCCGGGGUACUACACCCUCACUGCGGACCAGGACGCCCGGGGCAUGGUGGAGUUCCAGGAGGGCGUGGAGCUGGUGGACGUCCGGGUGCCCCUCUUCAUCCGGCCGGAGGACGACGAUGAGAAGCAGCUGCUGGUGGAGGCCCUCAACGUGCCCAUGGGCACCGCCACCCUCGGCCGCCGCCUGGUGAACAUCACCAUCAUCAAGGAGCAAGCCAACGGGAUAGUGUCCUUUGAGCAGCCUGAGUACCUGGUCAGUGCCAGUGAGCAAGUGGCCCGCAUUCCCGUCGUCCGGCGCAUCCUGGACAACGGCAAGUCCCAGGUCUCCUACCGCACACAGGACAACACGGCGCAGGGCAACCGGGACUACAUCCCCACGGAGGGCGAGCUGCUGUUCCAGCCCGGGGAGACCUGGAAGGAGCUGCAGGUGAAGCUCCUGGAGCUGCAGGAGGUGGACUCCCUCCUGCGGAGCCGCCAGGUCCGCCGCUUCAACAUCCAACUCAGCAACCCCAAGUUCGGGGCACGCCUGGGCCAGCCCCACUCGGCCACGGUCGUCAUCGGGGACCGAGACGAACUGGACCUGACCUUCCAGAACCAGACCCAGUCUGCAUUCCCAGUCUCCCACAAUGUCCUGGGCGCCCCACAGAACCCCAACGCCAAAGCCGCCGGCUCUCGGAAGAUCCACUUCAACUGGCUGCCCCCUCCUGGCAAACCAACAGGGUACAGGGUGAGGUACUGGAUCCAGGGGGACUCCGACUCCGAAGCCCACGUGCUGGAGAGCAAGGUGCCCUCGGUGGAGCUCACCAACCUGUACCCGUACUGCGACUACGAGAUGAAGGUGUGCGCCUUUGGCACGCAGGGCGACGGCCCCUACAGCUCCCUGGUGUCCUGCCGCACCCACCAGGAAGUACCCAAUGAGCCAGGGCGUCUGGCUUUCAACGUCGUCUCCUCCACCGUGACCCAGCUGAGCUGGGCUGAGCCCUCCGAGACCAACGGCGAGAUCACGGCCUACGAGGUCUGCUACGGCCUGGUCAAUGAGGACAACCGACCCAUCGGGCCCAUGAAGAAGGUGCUGGUGGACACCCCCAAGAAGCGGAUGCUGCUCAUUGAGAACCUGCGGGAGUCCCAGCCCUACCGCUACACGGUGAAGGCGCGCAACGGGGCGGGCUGGGGGCCCGAGCGGGAGGCCAUCAUCAACCUGGCCACCCAGCCCAAGCGGCCCAUGUCCAUCCCCAUCAUCCCCGACAUCCCCAUCGUGGACGCGCAGGGCGGGGAAGACUAUGAGGGCUACCUCAUGUACAGCGACGAAGUCCUCCGCUCCCCAUCUGGCAGCCAGAGGCCCAGCGUCUCCGACGACACAGGCGGCGGCUGGAAGUUCGAGGCCCUGCUGGGGGAGGAGCUGGACCUGCGGCGCGUCACGUGGCGGCUGCCCCCGGAGGUCAUCCCGCGCCUGUCCGCCAGCAGCGGGCGGUCCUCCGACGCCACCGAGCUGCCCCACGGGCCCCCGGACGACGGCGCCGAAGGGGGCGCUGGGGGAGCCGUGGGGGAGGGCGGAGAGCACCUGGUCAAUGGACGGAUGGACUUUGCCUUCCCGGGCAGCGCCAACUCCCUGCACAGGAUGGCCACGACCAACGCCUCCUACGGCACCCACCUGAGCCCGCACCUGCCCCACCGCGUGCUCAGCACCUCCUCCACCCUCACCAGGGACUACCACUCGCUGACCCGCACGGAGCACUCGGGCACGCUGCCCAGGGACUACUCCACCCUCACCUCCCUCUCCUCGCAAAGUUCCCGCUUGGCUGCAGGUUUGCCCAACACCCCCACCCGCCUGGUGUUCUCAGCCCUGGGGCCCACGUCUCUGAAAGUGAGCUGGCAAGAGCCGCAGUGCGAGCGGGCGCUGCAGGGCUACAGCGUGGAGUACCAGCUGCUGAACGGCGGUGAGCUGCAUCGGCUCCACAUCCCCAACCCCGGGCAGACUUCCGUGGUGGUGGAAGACCUUCUGCCCAACCACUCCUACGUGUUCCGCGUGCGGGCCCAGAGCCAGGAAGGCUGGGGCCCCGAGCGCGAGGGUGUCAUCACCAUUGAGUCACAGGUGCACCCUCAGAGCCCGCUGUUACCCCUGCCAGGCUCCGCCUUCACCCUGAGCACGCCCAGCGCCCCGGGCCCACUGGUGUUCACGGCCCUGAGCCCAGACUCGCUGCAGCUGAGCUGGGAGCGGCCGCGCAGGCCUGACGGAGACAUCCUGGGCUACAUGGUCACGUGUGAGAUGGCCCACGGAGGAGAGCCAGCCAUUACAUUCCAGGUGGAUGGUGACUGCACUGAGAGCAGGCUGACGGUGCCGGGCCUCCGGGAGAACGUGCCCUACAAGUUCAAGGUGCAGGCCAGGACCACUCAGGGCUUUGGGCCGGAGCGUGAGGGUAUCAUCACCAUCGAGUCCCAGGAUGGAGGCCCCUUCCCACAGCUGGGUGUCCUGUCCGGGCUCUACCAGCACCCACUGCCAGGCGAGUACAGCAGCAUCACCACCCACACCAGCACCGCCGAGCCCUUCCUGCUGGACGGACUGACCCUGGGGCCCCGGGGCCUGGAGGCAGGCGGCUCCCUCACCCGGCACGUGACCCAGGAGUUUGUGAGCCAGACGCUGACCACCAGUGGGACCCUCGGCAGCCAGGUCGACCAGCAGUUCUUCCAGACCUGAGCUCCCCACCGCGACCAGGCGUCCUCGAACCUGGGCCCCCACUGCCCACCCCCCUCCCCGGUGCUGCCUCAGCUACACCAUCCUUGGACCCCUGGUGGCCCCACCCACCCGCAUGCUGAUCACAGGACCAGAGCCUCUGGGGGUAGGUGCCCUCUGGGGGGCAUGUAGGGGGCAGAGGUCCCAGAAGGCCCUUGUGGCUGCCCCACUCCCAUCCCACCCAAGCGCAUUUGUAACCAUUUGUAAGCCGGGACCAGCAUGACAAGCACCCAGCUUUGUUCUGCACUUAAUAAAAGAGUUUGCUACCGUG
Molecule: messenger RNA, 4976 nt
Organism: Myotis lucifugus (little brown bat)
Lineage: Eukaryota; Metazoa; Chordata; Mammalia; Chiroptera; Vespertilionidae
Gene: ITGB4
Product: integrin subunit beta 4
Biological process (GO): cell migration; cell adhesion mediated by integrin; integrin-mediated signaling pathway
Cellular component (GO): membrane; integrin complex; focal adhesion
Molecular function (GO): integrin binding
Source: RefSeq, a predicted model, not a curated record